Messenger RNA from Mobula hypostoma (lesser devil ray), 759 nucleotides. It is a transcript of the gene bdh2, whose product is annotated as 3-hydroxybutyrate dehydrogenase, type 2. The transcript is spliced from 9 exons. The record is from RefSeq and is a predicted model, not a curated record. Lineage: Eukaryota; Metazoa; Chordata; Chondrichthyes; Myliobatiformes; Myliobatidae. Gene Ontology annotation, molecular function: 3-hydroxybutyrate dehydrogenase activity. Gene Ontology annotation, cellular component: cytoplasm. Gene Ontology annotation, biological process: siderophore biosynthetic process.
AUGGGCCGACUGGAUGGGAAAGUCAUUGUACUCUCAGCUGCAGCACAAGGCAUUGGACGAGCAUGUGCAAUCAUAAGUCCUCAGUUUUAAUUUGCAUUCUGUAAGGAAGGUGCCAAGGUCAUUGCUACAGAUAUAAAUGAAGAGAAAUUAAUGGAAUUGCAGCAAUAUUCAGGUAUUCAAACCAAAGUUCUGGAUGUGACUCAGAAAGAACAAAUUGAAAAGCUGGCCAGAGAGACUGACAGAAUUGAUGUUCUGUUCAACUGUGCAGGUUUUGUCCAUCAUGGAUCAGUUCUGGAUUGUGAAGACAAAGACUGGGAUUUUACCAUGAACCUUAAUGUCCGCAGCAUGUACCUGAUGAUCAAAGUCUUUUUACCCAAAAUGCUUGCUAAGAAGUCCGGCCACAUCAUCAACAUGUCCUCUGUGGCAUCCAGCAUCAAAGGUGUUGUAAACAGAUGUGUGUACAGCACCUCGAAGGCAGCUGUUAUUGGACUGACAAAGUCUGUUGCUGCUGACUUCAUUGAACAAGGCAUAAGAUGCAACUGUGUCUGCCCAGGUACAGUAGACACUCCAUCUUUAAGAGGCAGAAUUCAAGCCCAGCCAAACCCUGAACAGGCGUUGCAAAAUUUCCUGCAGCGACAGAGAAUUGGUAGGAUAGCCACUGCUGAGGAGGUGGCCCACCUCUCUGUGUACUUGGCAUUGGAUGAAUCUGCCUAUGUGACGGGAAAAGAAUUUAUCAUCGAUGGAGGCUGGAGCUUGUGA